AUGGUCCAAUUUCCUUAUUCCAGUGCGCCAUUGCGUACAGUGAAAGAAGUCCAAUUCGGUCUUUUAUCUCCUGAUGAAAUUCGUGCCAUUUCUGUUGCCAAAAUUGAGUUCCCAGAAACAAUGGAUGAAAACCAAAAACCUAGAGUUGGAGGUUUAAAUGAUCCAAGAUUAGGUUCAAUUGAUAGAAACUACAAAUGUCAAACCUGUGGUGAAGGUAUGAAUGAAUGUCCAGGUCAUUUUGGUCAUAUUGAAUUGGCGAAACCAGUCUUCCACAUUGGGUUCAUUAGUAAAAUCAAAAAAGUUUGUGAAUGUGUGUGUAUGCACUGUGGUAAACUUUUAUUAGAUGAAUCAAAUGAAUUAUUCAAACAAGCUAUAAGGAUUAAAGAUCCAAAGAAGAGAUUCAAUGCGGUUUGGAAUUUAUCAAAAACUAAAAUGAUUUGUGAACCUAAUUAUCCAGCUGAAGAUGAAUCUGGUCAAACCGUAUCCAGAGGUGGUUGUGGUAAUGCUCAACCUACCGUUCGUCGUGAUGGGUUAAAGAUUUGGGGUACAUGGAGAAAAGGUAAAGACUUGGAAGAAAAUGAACAACCUGAAAGACGUUUGUUAACCGCAAGUGAAAUCUUGAAUGUCUUCAAGCAUAUUUCACCAGAGGAUUCUCGUAAAUUAGGGUUCCAUGAAGAUUAUGCUCGUCCUGAAUGGCUAAUAUUGUCAGUUUUACCAGUUCCUCCACCACCUGUUAGACCAUCUAUUUCCUUUAAUGAUACACAAAGAGGUGAAGAUGAUUUGACAUAUAAAUUGUCUGAUAUUAUGAAAGCCAACAUUAACGUUCAAAAAUUAGAAAUGGAUGGUUCUCCACAGCAUGUUAUUAAUGAAUUUGAAUCUUUACUACAAUUUCAUGUUGCUACAUAUAUGGACAAUGAUAUUGCCGGUCAACCACAAGCCUUACAAAAAUCUGGUCGUCCUAUUAAAUCUAUUCGUGCACGUCUUAAGGGUAAAGAAGGUCGUAUUAGAGGUAAUUUGAUGGGUAAGCGUGUUGAUUUUUCAGCUCGUACAGUUAUUUCAGGUGAUCCAAACUUAGAAUUAGAUCAAGUUGGUGUCCCAAAGAGUAUUGCUCGUACCUUGACUUAUCCAGAAACCGUCACCCCAUACAAUAUUCAUAGACUAACUGAACUUGUCCGUAAUGGUCCAAAUGAACAUCCAGGUGCUAAAUAUGUUAUUCGUGAUACUGGUGAUCGUAUCGAUUUAAGAUAUAACAAACGUGCUGGUGAUGUUGUUUUACAAUACGGAUGGAAAGUUGAACGUCAUUUAAUGGAUAAUGAUCCUGUGCUUUUCAAUCGUCAACCAUCUUUACAUAAAAUGUCUAUGAUGGCGCAUCGUGUCAAAGUUAUGCCAUAUUCUACCUUCAGAUUAAAUUUGUCUGUUACCUCUCCAUAUAAUGCAGAUUUCGAUGGUGAUGAAAUGAAUUUACACGUUCCACAAUCUGAAGAAACUAGGGCUGAAUUGAUGAAUAUUUGUGCUGUUCCUCUACAGAUUGUUUCUCCACAAUCAAAUAAACCAUGUAUGGGUAUUGUGCAAGAUACUUUAUGUGGUGUUAGAAAAAUGACAUUACGUGAUAGUUUUAUCGAUUAUGACCAAAUGAUGAAUAUUCUUUAUUGGAUUCCAGGAUGGGAUGGUGUUAUUCCUAAUCCAACUAUUUUGAAACCAAGACCACUAUGGACAGGUAAACAGAUGUUAUCAGUUGCAAUUCCAAAAGGUAUUCAUUUACAAAGAUUUGACGAAGGUACUACACCAUUAAGUCCUAAAGAUAAUGGUAUGCUUAUAGUGGAUGGUCAAAUUAUUUUUGGUGUUGUUGAUAAGAAAACUGUUGGUUCAACUAAUGGUGGUUUGAUUCAUUUAGUCAUGAGAGAAAAAGGUCCAAAAGCUUGUGCCGAAUUAUUUGGUAGUUUACAGAAAGUGGUGAAUUUCUGGCUACUUCAUAACGGUUUCUCCAUUGGUAUUGGUGAUACUAUUGCAGAUGCAUCAACCAUGAAGGAAAUUACAGAUGCCAUUGCUCAUGCAAAGGAAAAAGUUGAUGAAGUCACUUUGGAAGCUCAACAACAAAAAUUGACAGCUAAGCAUGGUAUGACAUUGAGAGAAUCUUUUGAAGAUAAUGUUAUUCGUUAUUUGAAUGAGGCGCGUGAUAAAGCUGGUCGUUCAGCAGAAGUUAAUUUGAAAGGAUUAAAUAAUGUUAAACAAAUGGUUAGUGCUGGUUCCAAAGGUUCUUUCAUUAAUAUUGCUCAAAUGUCUGCUUGUGUUGGUCAACAAUCUGUUGAAGGUAAACGUAUUGCUUUUGGGUUUGCAGACAGAACAUUGCCACAUUUCGCCAAAGAUGAUUAUUCUCCAGAAUCUAAAGGGUUUGUUGAAAAUUCAUACUUGAGAGGGUUGACCCCACAAGAGUUCUACUUCCAUGCUAUGGGUGGUCGUGAAGGUUUGAUUGAUACCGCUGUUAAGACUGCAGAAACUGGUUAUAUUCAACGUCGUCUUGUUAAAGCCUUGGAAGAUAUCAUGGUCCAUUAUGAUGGUACCACAAGAAAUUCUCUUGGUAACAUUAUUCAAUUCAUUUAUGGUGAAGAUGGUCUUGAUGCUUGUCAUGUUGAAAAACAAACUAUUGACACCAUUCCAGGUGAAGAUUCUGCAUUUGAAAAACGUUACCGUGUUGAUUUAAUGAGUCCAAAAACAUCCAUCAAACCAGGAUUAAUUGAAUCUGGUCUUGAAAUCAUUGGUAACACAGAACUACAAGCCGUUCUUGAUGGUGAAUAUAAACAGUUGGUUGAAGAUCGUAAAUACUUGAGAAAGGUUUUCGUUGAUGGUGAACACAAUUGGCCACUUCCAGUUAAUAUUCGUCGUAUCAUUCAAAACUCUCAACAAAUUUUCCACAUUGAUCGUACAAAAGCUAGUGAUUUAUCAUUGGAUGAAAUCGUCAAUGGUGUCAAAGAUCUUUCUACCAAAUUGUUGGUUUUACGUGGUGAAUCAAGACUUAUUGAUGAAGCUCAAGCGAAUGCUACAUCUUUAUUCCAAUGUUUGUUGCGUUCACGUCUUGCAUCACGUCGUGUUAUUGAAGAGUAUCGUCUUAACAGAAUUGCAUUCAACUGGGUUCUUGGUGAAAUUGAUGCUCAAUUCCAAAAAUCUGUUGUUCAUCCUGGUGAAAUGGUUGGUGUUGUUGCUGCUCAAUCUAUUGGUGAACCAGCUACUCAAAUGACAUUGAAUACUUUCCAUUUUGCGGGUGUUGCAUCUAAGAAAGUCACAUCAGGUGUUCCUCGUUUAAAAGAAAUUUUGAAUGUUGCGAAGACCAUGAAGACUCCUUCUUUGACUGUUUACCUAGAUCCAGACUAUGCUGCUGAUCAAGAAAGGGCUAAAGAAAUUAGAUCUGCUAUUGAACACACAACUUUGAAAAGUGUUACUGUUGCCACUGAAAUCUAUUAUGACCCAGAACCACGUUCAACCGUCAUUCCAGAAGAUGAGGAAAUGGUCAACUUACAUUUCGAAAUUCCAGAUGAAGAGAUUGAAGCAUCUAUUGAUAAACAAUCACCUUGGUUGCUUCGUAUUGAAUUAGACCGUACUCAAAUGAAUGAUAAAGAUUUGACUAUGGCUGAAGUUGGUGAAAAGAUUAAGGAAACUUUUGGUGAUGAUUUGUUCGUUAUUUGGUCAGAAGAUAAUGCUGAAAAACUUAUUAUUCGUUGUCGUGUUGUCCGUGAUCCUAAAUCAUUGGAGGAAGACUCUGAAGCAGAGGAAGAUCAAAUGUUGAAACGUAUCGAAUCUAAUAUGUUAGAAGCUAUUACUUUGCGUGGUGUUCCAGAUAUUACUCGUGUCGUUAUGAUGAAAUAUGAUCGUAAAGUUCCAGAUGAAACCGGUAAAUAUGCGAAGGUUCCAGAAUGGGUUCUUGAAACAGAUGGUGUUAAUCUUGCUGAAGUCAUGUGUGUCCCAGGUGUUGAUGCAUCACGUAUUUACACUAAUUCCUUUAUUGAUAUUUUGAGUGUUUUGGGUAUUGAAGCUGGUCGUGCUGCCUUAUACAAAGAAGUUUACAAUGUUAUUGCCUCUGAUGGUUCCUAUGUUAACUACCGUCAUAUGGCAUUACUUGUUGAUGUUAUGACUUCUCGUGGUCAUUUAAUGGCUGUUACACGUCAUGGUAUCAAUAGAAAUGAUACUGGUGCUUUGAUGCGUUGUUCAUUCGAAGAAACUGUUGAAAUCUUACUUGAAGCUGGUGCAGCUGCAGAAUUAGAUGAUUGCCGUGGUGUUUCUGAAAAUGUCAUUCUUGGUCAGUUGGCUCCAAUUGGUACUGGUGCGUUUGAUGUUAUGGUUGAUGAUUCUGCAUUGAAAAGUCUUCCAGUUAGUAACGCUGUUCCAGCGUUUGAAACUUCUGAUGAAUAUAACGAUGGUGGUGCUACUCCAUAUGAUUCUUCAUCUCCAGCUCACAGUUCUGAUAUCGAGACAUCUGAUGAAAUUAUGUUCUCACCAGUUGCCGAUUCCGGUGCUCCAAACGCAAAUGGUGGUUUCACAGAAUAUGGUGGUGGUGGUUUAACAGAUUAUGGUGGAUAUGGUGCCGCUGCUUCACCAGGUGCUGCUUUAAAUCCAACUUCACCUUUCGGUGGUGGUUAUGGUUAUGCUCCUACUUCACCAGGUGGGUUCGCAGCAUCUCCAGCUUAUGCCCCAACAUCACCUUCAUACUCUGCAACUUCCCCAUCAUACAGUCCUACAUCCCCAUCUUACUCACCAACCUCACCAUCAUAUUCACCAACUUCACCAUCUUAUAGUCCAACCUCACCUUCAUACUCACCAACUUCACCUUCAUACUCACCAACAUCUCCAUCAUACUCACCUACAUCUCCAUCAUACUCACCUACUUCACCUUCUUAUUCUCCAACAUCACCAUCCUAUUCUCCAACAUCACCAUCUUAUUCACCAACAUCUCCAUCAUACAGUCCUACAUCCCCAUCUUAUUCACCUACAUCACCUUCAUACAGUCCAACAUCACCUUCCUAUAGUCCUACAUCCCCAUCAUAUUCACCUACAUCCCCAUCAUACUCACCUACAUCUCCAUCAUACAGUCCAACAUCACCACAAUAUAGUCCAACUUCUCCAUCAUAUAGUCCUACAUCACCACAGUAUUCACCAACCUCUCCACAAUACUCACCAGGAUCACCUGAGUAUUCACCAAAAGAGGAUUCUGAGGAAAAGGAUAAGAAAUAA
Messenger RNA from Hansenula anomala, 5223 nucleotides. RefSeq names its product DNA-directed RNA polymerase II subunit RPB1 (gene RPO21). Gene Ontology annotation, cellular component: RNA polymerase II, core complex. NCBI's taxonomy places the organism in Eukaryota, Fungi, Ascomycota, Saccharomycetes, Phaffomycetales, Wickerhamomycetaceae. Bases 1 to 5223 code for a protein of 1740 amino acids. Gene Ontology annotation, biological process: transcription by RNA polymerase II. The transcript is spliced from 3 exons. Gene Ontology annotation, molecular function: DNA binding. The record is from RefSeq and is a predicted model, not a curated record.